Molecule: messenger RNA, 1142 nt
Organism: Lingula anatina
Lineage: Eukaryota; Metazoa; Brachiopoda; Lingulata; Lingulida; Lingulidae
Product: calcyphosin-like protein
Molecular function (GO): calcium ion binding
Source: RefSeq, a predicted model, not a curated record
AAUGUAACAGCCGUUGGUUAGGAAGCGGAUGCAAAACCCUCGUUCUUUGCUUGGUGAGAGUUUGGUGAGAGUUUGGAUAGCUUCUAACCUAAGCUGUCAUUGCAUCAACAUAAGUGUAAACGUAGCUGCAAUUGAGGACAGAACUCUUGAAGGCAUAGCAGAAGCUGGUCUCGAUUGGCUGGUCUGAAAGCGUACAAGAAUAUUGGUUCUUCAGUUUUGUUCGUGAGGACAAAAACGCCCUCAGCAAAUUCAUUAUAACCGGUACGUCUUGCAGUAGCAGCUGUAUAACAAACAUAACGUAACCCCGCGUCAUAAUCGAGCUUCUUUGUUCGAUAUCUUGUAGUAGAAAGCAUCUGAGGCCACGGAAGUACCACCUUGGUGAACUCAGCGUGUGGCAAAAAAUCAAAGUUUCUAAGGAAGAAGCUAUCUGCUGCAUAUCACAACGAUAAUCAGACCUUGGAUAAAGAUGGAAGACAAAAAAUGCAAAUAUGUCAAACUUGUGCGGGACCAGUGUCUACAAAAGGGUGUUGGCGGCAUCAAAGCGCUGUCCGUUGCCUUCCGUCACAUGGACGUUGACUAUUCCAAAGCCAUAUGUCUGGAAGAACUUAAAAGAGGACUGCAGCGAUACAGAAUUAACCUGAAGGACGAGGAGAUUGAGACGCUGUUCAGUACGCUAGACAAAGACCAAAGUGGACAGGUAGAUUUUGCCGAAUUUAUGAUUGCACUUCGACCCCCCAUGCCCCAGGCCCGCAUUGACGUCAUCAACGAGGUUUUUGAUAUGCUGGACACUUCAAGAGACGGAAAACUUGAAGUCAGCGAUCUCAAAGGUGUAUAUUCCCAGUACGCUCGCAAACACGAAAACUACAUUAAGGGAGUAUGGACAGAAGACCAGGUGUUACGUCACUUCCUGGAUGCGUUUGAUUCCCCGGAUGAGCCAGACGGUAUAGUAACCAGAGAAGAGUUCCUGAAUUUUUACGCAGGGGUUUCAUCAACCAUCGAGGAUACAUGUUAUUUCGACUUCAUGAUGAGACAGACGUGGGGCUUACCGAUGCGGCGAAAGUCAAAAGCAGGGAAUGCAACAUAAAUCAUUUAUGUUAGAUUCUCGCGCGAAAAUUUAAAAAGAUCCAAAUCAGAUCUAGAAG